Messenger RNA from Spinacia oleracea (spinach), 2391 nucleotides. RefSeq lists its product as uncharacterized. NCBI's taxonomy places the organism in Eukaryota, Viridiplantae, Streptophyta, Magnoliopsida, Caryophyllales, Amaranthaceae. The transcript is spliced from 4 exons. The record is from RefSeq and is a predicted model, not a curated record. Bases 1 to 2391 code for a protein of 796 amino acids.
AUGGAGGCAAGAGAUACAGUGUUAACUGGUCAUUGCUUCUUUGAUAAGAAACCCCUAAUUGUUAGGCCUUGGUCUGUGGAUAUGGACAUGGAAAAGGAAGAAGUACAGGUUAUCCCUAUUUGGAUCCAAUUGAGAUUGAACUUCAAAUAUUGGGGUGAAAAAGCUUUGUUUAAAAUAGUGGGGCAAAUUGGUAAACCAGUUAAGAGAGAUUCAGCCACUAUUAAUAGGGACAAGCUAGACUUUGCUAGAGUUAUGGUGGAAGUGCCAAUGAAUCAGAAAUUACCUGAGUCUGUUUCUUUUGUGAAUGAGCAUGGCAUGACAACUCAGGUGGAAUUGAGAUAUGAAUGGAGGCCAACACUCUGUGUGAAUGUACAACCUGUGCAUCAAGUAAGACCUCAAGAGGUGGAAGUGGAUCAAGAGGGGUUUCAGAGGGCACUUAGACCAAUAAGAGUGAGAGUUUCUUCUGUGGAACCCACUCAAACUGCAAAUCCUUUCCAGUUACUUAAUGAUGAGCAACAGGAGCAAGUUUCUCCACAACUGCAAGACAGUUCUGGUGAUCACAGAUGUAAGCAGAGUGAAGUGUGUAGAUUCAUUCAGCAGCAUGGAAUUGGAUUGGUUGGUCUCCUAGAGCACAAGGUAAAGUUGCCAAAUCUGGGUAAACUUUAUCAGAAGAUUUUCUCUAGUUGGUGUUUCACUAGCAACUCAAGCUUCCAUUCUGGAGGUAGAAUAAUUGUGGCUUGGAAUCCUGGUAGUUUCACUGUCAGCAUUUUGUCUGUUACAGCUCAACAUAUUCACUGUCUUGUCGCUCCUAUGAGUGGUAUGCCAGCUUUCUUUUGCACUUUUGUGUAUGCUUUCAAUGAUAGUAAGCAGAGAGAGAGGUUAUGGAGUGAUUUGAGAGAGAGAAUUGGUUCUGCUGUUAGACAAUCUGAAAUUGCUGACAUUAAUGCUUGUAUGCACUGUUGUAGCAUGGAAGAUAUCAAAAGUAGUGGUCAUUUCUUUACUUGGAACAAUAAGCAGGAAGGAGCAAAUAGGGUCUUUUCUAAAUUGGAUAGGGUUCUUGCUAACCCUAAAUGGGUUGAUUCUUAUUCUGCUGCUGAGGUGUGUUUCCUGAGUGAAGGUGCUUUUGAUCACUCACCUGGGUUGCUCACUGUUUACCCUAAGAGUAAUGGGGGGAAGAAACCUUUUAAAUACUUCACUAUGUGGAAAAGUGCUCCAAAGUUUGGUGAGAUUGUUAAAACUCAAUGGGAUAGACCCAUUUCUGGAAGUAAAAUGUUUGUAGUGGUAUCUAAGUUGAAGAGAGUGAAGUUGGCUUUGAAAGAGCUUAAUAAGACUGGUUUUUCUGAUGUACAUGCUGCAGACUUGAAGGCCUAUCAUGACUUAUUAGCUGCUCAAGAAGCUAUGCAUCUUCAUCCUGAUGAUCAUUCACUUGCUAAUGAAGAGUUAGAUGCUAUUAAGACAUACAAAGAUAAACAUCAGGUUUAUUUGGAUUUUUUGAGGCAAAAAGCUAAAGUUGAGUGGAUCAAGAGUGGGGAUGAGAAUACUACUUUGUUUCACCAGAGUAUAAAAAGAAGAAAUUUGCAGAAUCAAGUGUAUAGUAUUCAUGAUAAGAAUGGAGUUUGGAGGGAUAAUCCUACUGAGGUUACUAGUGCUUUCUUGGAGUAUUAUGAAUGUUUAUUGGGUGGUAAUAGUACUCAAAGAGCUGAAGUUCUUUCUCAUAUAGUUCAAACAGGUCCAUUGGUUACAGAUGCUCACAGAGCUAUUCUAAAUGCUCCUUACACUAGAGAAGAGGUGAAGAGUGCUUUAUGGUCUAUUCCAGGUGUUAAAGCACCAGGGCCAGAUGGAUUUGGAUCAUUCUUUUACAGAGAUGCUUGGCACAUAGUGGGGGAUGAUGUGAUUGCUGCUGUGUUAGAUGUGCUGCAGAGUGGUAAAUUGUUGAAGGAGCUGAAUCAUACUGUUAUUACUCUUAUUCCCAAGACUAAAUGCCCAAAAAAUGUGAGUGAAUACAGACCUAUAUCUUGCUGUAACACCUUAUAUAAAUGCGUUACCAAGGUAUUAUGUGGGAGAAUGAGACAGAUCUUGCCUGAUCUUAUCCAGGAGAAUCAGGGUGGUUUUGUACAUGGGAGGUACAUUGUUCACAAUAUCAUGGUGAUCCAAGAUUUGGUUAAGCAGUAUGGUAGGAAAUCAGUAAAGCCUAGCUGUUUGAUGAAAAUAGAUUUACAGAAGGCAUAUGAUACAGUGGAUUGGGGGUUUCUGAAAUCUAUGCUUGAGCAGUUGGGUUUCCCCACUUCUUUUGUGCAGAUUGUUAUGGAGUGUGUCACUACUCCCAUGUUUUCUUUGAUGGUUAAUGGCUCAAUGCAAGGUUUUUUCAAAUCCAAAAGAGGAUUGAGAUAA